CUAACAAAUUUACUUUCCUUUUCAAUUUUUUUUUUCUCAUAACAAAUUAACAAUUUCAUUUCUGAAUUCUCGGUCUUCACACUCUCACUCCCUCCCUCCCUCACUCUUCUCUCUCUCUGCAUGCAAUUUCCGUUGAUCUCAAUUCGCCGGAAAUGACGAACAACGGCAAAGCAAAUUCAAAUCCAAAGGGUAAAGCUCCCGCCGGUAAAGAUUCCUCCGGCAAACGCAAGGUCACCUACGACGAAGACAAAACAGGCAAAAAGAGGAAUCGAAAUGUCGUUCAGUUCUUCGAAGAUGAAGCCGCCGACGACAGCGACGAAGACAGUGACGACUUCAGUGAUUUCAGCGAAGGUUAUGAAGAUGAAUUUGAUACUUUGUCAGCAAUGAACGAACCACCUAAGGGUCAGAGUAGCACUCCAUUUGUUCCUAAACAGGAACUUGUUGAUGAAGAAGAAUUUGAUAGAUUGAUGGAAGAACGUGUUAAUUCCAUGUCUUUCCGUUAUGCUGGAGAUGAGUUUGAGGACAAACCUAUGGAGGAUAAUUCUUUACAUCAUGCUCUUCAGGAAUCUAUUCCAACUAUAUGGAAAGUCAAAUGCACUGUUGGGCGUGAGAGGCUUUCAGCUAUCUGUUUGAUGCAGAAGUUUGUUCAUCUGAAAUCGCUGGAUACUAAAAUGCAGAUAAUUUCUGCCUUUGCUGUAGAUCAUGUGAAAGGAUCUAUAUACAUUGAAGCUGAAAGACAAUAUGAUAUAAAUCAGGCAUGUUAUGGGAUUAAUGGUAUCUAUGCUACUCGAGUGCAACCUGUUCCGAGAAAUGAAGUUUUUCAUUUGUUCUCUGUUAAAAUAAAGAAACCUGAAAUUUCUGAGGGCAUGUGGGCUCGCGUAAAAGGUGGUAUUUACAAGGGGGACUUAGCACAGGUUGUGGCAGUGAAUAAUACAAGCAAAAAAGUUACCGUGAAGCUUAUUCCAAGAAUUGACCUACAAGUUUUGGCUGCCAAAUUUGGUGGAGGAUGUCGCCAAAAAACUGCGGUACCAGCACCGAGAUUAAUCAGCUCCAGUGAACUCGAGGAGUUCCGACCUCUGAUCCAAAUUAAACACGACCGGGAAUCUGGCAAGGUUUUUCAGGUUCUUGACGGCUUGCUGCUCAAGGAUGGAUAUUUAUACAAGAAAGUAUCUCCAGAGUCAUUAAGUUUUUGGGGUGUUGUUCCCACUGAAGAGGAGAUAUCGAAGUUUGGGUCUUCCGAAAACAAUGAAUCAAAUGAUAUGGAGUGGCUUUCUAAUAUUUAUGGUGACACAAAGAAAAAACGGGUUAUAACAGCUGACAAGGGCGAUGGAAAAGGAGAGGGCUCAUCAGGUUUGGGUGCAGGAAGUGAUUUUGAAUUAUUUACUCUUGUGCGCUUUCGAAAACAGGACUUUGGUGUGAUAAUAAGCACAGAUAAAGAUGGUACUUACAAGAUUCUAAAAGAAAGUUCAGAAGGGCCUGUCGCUGUGACUGUUCAAAAAAACGACAUAAAAAGUGCACUGGGCGAUCUGAAACUUAGUGCCCAGGAUCUGAACAAUAAGACUGUAGUCGUUAACGAUAAUGUUAAGGUUCUGGAGGGUCCAUCCCAGGGUAAACAAGGCAUUGUUAGAUAUAUCUAUAAAGGGAUUGUCUUUCUAUAUGAUGGAAAUGAGGAAGAAAAUAGUGGUUACGUCGCAGCUAAAGCUACUAUGUGUGAGAAAGUCAAGCUUGCCGUUGGUGAUUUCAGCGGAACUGGAAAGGAUAGUGAACCAGGUCCUUUAGUCUUUGAUGACCAACCAUCAUCACCAAGGUCACCUCUGUCACCAAAAAAGCCAUGGCAAUCAAGAGAAAGUGAUCGUGAAUUUAACCGUGGGGACAGUGAUAGCUUAUUUGCUAUUGGCCAGACCUUGAGAAUUAGGAUAGGUCCUUUGAAGGGAUACCUCUGCCGUGUCACUGGCAUACGUCGCUCUGAUGUUACUGUGAAACUAGAUUCUCAGCAAAAGUUUCUUACAGUUAAAUCUGAGCAUCUUUCUGUGGUUCAAGGGAAGAAUACUGCUGUGUCAGCAAGCGGUGAUCCAGAUUCGAAUUCAUCGAACCCAUUUGAUUUGCUGGGUGCUGAAGGCGGCGCUGGAGGUUGGUUGAAUAAUAUUGCGGGAACAUCCACUGGAGGCGGUGGAUGGAAUACUGCUGGAGAAACGUCAGCUGAAAGGGGUGGAUGGGGUAACUCUUCAGCUCCAAGUUCUGUGCCGGAUAAUGCACAAGAUAAUGCCUGGGGCACCAAAAGUACUUCAACUCCAAAGCCCUCAUGGGGUGCUGCAGCGAACACGGGAACCACAUCUGAGCCAGAACAGUCUGGUGGCUGGGGAAAUGGUGGAGGCAGCUCGGGUCAGGCAGACGACGGCGAGAAUACUGCCUGGGGCACCAAAAGUACUUCAACUCCAAAGCCCUCAUGGGGUGCUGCAGCGAACACGGGAACUACAUCUGAGCCAGAACAGUCUGGUGGCUGGGGAAAAGGUGGAGCCAGCUCGGGUCAAGCAGAGAAUGACAAUCAGAAUACUGCCUGGGGCGCUAGAAGUACUUCAACUCCGAAGCCCUCGCGGGGUACUGCAGCGAACACGGGAACUACAUCUGAGCCAGAACAGUCUGGUGGCUGGGGAAAAGGUGGAGCCAGCUCGGGUCAAGCAGAGAAUGACAAUCAGAAUACUGCCUGGGGCGCUAGAAGUACUUCAACUCCGAAGCCCUCGUGGGGUACUGCAGCGAACACUGGAACCACAUCUGAGCCAGAACAGUCUGGUGGCUGGGGAAAAGGUGGAGCCAGCUCGGGUCAAUCAGAGAAUGACGAUCAGAAUACUGCUUGGGGUGCUAAAAGUACUUCAAAUCCGAAGCCCUCGUGGGGUACUGCAGCGAACACUGGAACCACAUCUGAGCCAGAACAGUCUGGUGGCUGGGGAAAUGGUGGAGGCAGCUCGGGUCAGGCAGUGGUUAACGACGGCCAGAAUACUGCCUGGGGCACUAAAAGUACUUCAACUCCAAAGCCCUCCUGGGGUGCUGCAGCGAACACAGGAACCAUAUCUGAGCCAGAACAGUCUGGUGGCUGGGGUAAAGGUGGAGGCAGCUCGGGACAAGCAGAGCUUAAUGACAAUCAGAGUACUGCCUGGGGCACUAAAAGUACUUCAACUCCGAAGCCCUCAUGGGGUGCUGCAGCGAACACUGGAACCGCAUCUGAGCCAGAUCAGUCUGGUGGAUGGGGAAAAGGUGGAGGUGGCUCGGGUCAGGCAGAGGUUAAUGACAACCAGAAUACUGCCUGGGGCAAUAAAAGUACAUCAACUCCAAAGCCCUCAUGGGGUGCUGCAGUGAACACUGGAACCACUUCUGAGCCAGAUCAGUCUGGUGGAUGGGGAAAAGGUGGAGGUACUUCAAACUGGAGUGCUGGUAAUUCUGAUCCCCCAACUCAAGAUGAUGGAAGUGGUGGGAGGGGAGGUUACCGUGGUAGAGGUGGCUCGGACAGAGGUGGCUUUAGAGGUAGAGGUUUUAGGGGUAGAGGAGAAUCUGGGGGCUUUGGUGGAAGAGGUAGAUCAGAUGGGGAAGGUUUUGGUGGUAGAUGGGGAUCAGACAGAGGAUCUGGAGGAGGUAGAGGCCGUGGAAGGAAUGACCGACCUGGUGGUUGGAACAACAGUCGUGAUUCUGGUGAGGAUGGAUCCUCUGACUGGAAGAAGGGGGCAGAUAAUGUUGAAGGAUGGAAGAAUAAUAAUGGGUCUGGGGCUUGGACUUCAUCAAGUGGUGGAGCUAGUGGUAGUUGGAACAGUGGUGGGUCAGGACCGGUGACGGAGGCUAAAGACAGUGCUGGCUGGGCCAAGGGAACCGACUCUGGUGCUGGCUGGGCAAAGGGCACUGAUUCUGCUCCAGAUAAGGGUCAAUCAUCUAGUUGGGGUGGAUCAGCAGCAGAUGGUUCUGGAGGUUUGUGGGGCAAGAAAAAUGAUGGGGAUAGCAAAGGUGGAUGGUAAUUACUUUCUAGAACGUGCUGAAUGAACUUAAGUAAAACGAGCUCAAUCAUUUCUACUUUCUGAUUUCAAGCAUUUUUGUAAAUCCGCACUAAUCUUUCUGCCAGAAUUUGAUGUUAACUUAUAAUUAUUGUAAACAGAUCUGAUGAUUGACUAGCCCUUUUUGUUGUGUUAUGCAAUGAAUGUGCCAUAAAAUUCGGUGCACAGUUGUGUGCUA
This is a messenger RNA of Trifolium pratense (red clover), 4215 nucleotides long. RefSeq names its product protein RNA-directed DNA methylation 3. NCBI's taxonomy places the organism in Eukaryota, Viridiplantae, Streptophyta, Magnoliopsida, Fabales, Fabaceae. Gene Ontology annotation, cellular component: DSIF complex. The record is from RefSeq and is a predicted model, not a curated record. Gene Ontology annotation, molecular function: mRNA binding. The coding region runs from base 153 to 4001 and encodes 1282 amino acids. The transcript is spliced from 18 exons. Gene Ontology annotation, biological process: regulation of transcription by RNA polymerase II; transcription elongation by RNA polymerase II; regulation of DNA-templated transcription elongation.